AUGGCCGUGGACUACGCCAAGUCCGAGAGAACGAGCUGCAGUUCAUGUGGUGAGCGCAUCCUUCAGGACGCCUUGCGCUUCAAGGUGCAGAAAAAAUGGUGUUGCAUCGAAUGCUUCGGUUCAUCCACCACCACUGAUUGCAGUGGCACAGAGACGCUAAGCAGCGACGAUCAACGUAUCGUGUCGGAGCUCCGGCAGAAGCGGAAGUGCCCCGUGCCGAUCUUGCAGCAGGCCGAAGAGCAGCGUGCCGUGCGCCAAUGCCUCCGUGAAUGGCAGCGCUGGCCGGGUCCCGCCGGUCCCGAGGCGCCAGGACCUCCAGGAUCCACGGCCGUCUGCGAGGCCAGUGAGGCAUCGGCCUCCGAAGCAUCGACGGAGGUGGCGGAUUCCAAAUGGUUGGCCCAGGCCUUGGCAAAGAUUCAGGCGUCCUUGGCUCAGACUGAAGACUUGGCAGACAUGGCAAACUGA
Molecule: messenger RNA, 465 nt
Organism: Cladocopium goreaui
Lineage: Eukaryota; Dinophyceae; Suessiales; Symbiodiniaceae
Source: the annotation of a GenBank genome assembly